AUGGUAGUGAAGCUGAUAACUUUGUAUUACUACUUCCCUCUUCCACGAUUUAGAAUAUCUGUUCAGAGGGUCUACGAUUCGCAAACCAGAGGGUAUCGGCCAACAAUCCCUGACAGUACACUCAAAGAGUACAGAACUAUCGGAGUCGCAAGCACCGAGGUGCCGAGUCACGAUGUCCAAGACCUCACGGAACGCGUGCGCGAGUUUUGUCGACGCUACGCCGAACAACAGAACGGGAGGUUGGAGAAAAUGAACCAGACGGCAGCGGGAGCGUUGAACAUUAUCUACAAGAACUACAAGCACCUUUUAUACGCGGUAAAUCCACGCAACAAUCGCAGCGUACUGUACUGCUCGAUUCCCAAGGUUGCCAACACGAGCCUCAAGACUCUACUGCUAAGCCUAAACGAGAGUCACCGCGGCAAGUACACCGAAUCGACUAUGCACUACUAUGUCUACAAAGCCAUGGGGCUUCCGUUCGUGUUGUACAGAAACGACGUCAAAGCCAGCGAUCUGGCCAGCGCUUUUAAGGUGAUGUUCGUACGACACCCUUUCGAACGUCUCGUGUCUUUCUUUGAAGACAAGACGAGAAGAACGGUGCCGACGGGGAAGUACUUCUACUACAGGUACUGGAACGACGCCAUGGUUCGUUUCAGAGGGGCCGAGAACGUGGAUAGGCGCAAAGAUCUCAUCGCGUUCGAGGAAUUCGUUGAUCUCCUCCUGAGCAUCAGACCGUCAAACUACGACUUGCACUGGCAACGUUACAGCGAUCGUUGCGAGCCAUGUCUCGUUCCGUACGAUUUCGUGGGCACCUUGGAAGACGUGCCGGUGAUGUACAGUGCGCUUGGAAUGACUAAUCGCUCGCAGUUGUGGGCGAACAAGGGACCCAGUGACACCAAGAAUGUGUCCCUAUCAUUGGUGGAGGUGCGGGGUACGACGAACCCCACGACGGAAGCACUACUACCUGGACUUCGCCGCAGCCGCCGUCUUGCCGGACUCCCACCAUCGCCGAUCGAGAUGUCUCACGACCAGAGCGCUGGUGCUUCGAGGGCGACAGCGAUAGGUUCCUUGCCUUACUAUCGAGUUCCGCCGAACUUUGGCGGGACCUCUGGAGAAGACGUGGACGAGUGGCUGAAGAAAUACAAGAGGGUGAGCUGA
Molecule: messenger RNA, 1155 nt
Organism: Rhipicephalus sanguineus (brown dog tick)
Lineage: Eukaryota; Metazoa; Arthropoda; Arachnida; Ixodida; Ixodidae
Product: carbohydrate sulfotransferase 8-like
Exons: 3
Coding region: 1-1155 (384 amino acids)
Biological process (GO): carbohydrate biosynthetic process
Cellular component (GO): membrane
Molecular function (GO): sulfotransferase activity
Source: RefSeq, a predicted model, not a curated record